This is a messenger RNA of Octopus bimaculoides (California two-spot octopus), 1320 nucleotides long. RefSeq lists its product as uncharacterized. NCBI's taxonomy places the organism in Eukaryota, Metazoa, Mollusca, Cephalopoda, Octopoda, Octopodidae. The record is from RefSeq and is a predicted model, not a curated record.
AUGGCUCUGGUUGACAAGAGACAGCAAGUAGAACCCUUCUGGAGGUGGAGACUAGCUCAGUUCUCACUGCCCCAUCCAGACCUUCGGAAAAGUUUUGCAGAGUUGGGUGUGACUUCUCUUCCAGUUGGCUUGACAAAUGUUGAGCCAAUCAGUCAAACAGCAAAUGCAAGGAAAGCUGCUAUGCUCAACAAACUGGAAUCAAAAUUGGAUAACAACCAAAAGUCCAAAUUGAGUAAACAUGUUCACAGAUCAAGAGACGAAAGGAAGAUCCAAAGACCAGAGGAUACUGUCUAUCAACACAUCAAAAACUUAAAAGAUGAAUAUAUGAAGAAUGGAGGUCAAAGAGCUGAUGUGUUGGCCCAAAUGCAGAAGUUGGAGAUGGAAGCCAGACUACAAGCUAUGAGACAAUAUGAACUGGAGAGAAACCCUCAAGAUAUUCCGAAAGAUACUGUCACAGACCUCAAGCAACCAUCAAUAAACAAAGAUGAUAUUGAAACACUGGAAAAAGAUCAUCGGAAAAAUCUGUUGCUUCUUCACCAAAAGAUUGAAAUUAUUCAACAACAGAAAGAACUAGAAAGGCAUCAACGUGACUUGGAUAAGAUUGUAUCUGGGAGUCGAUGGAAUCAGAUAGUCGUGAAGUCAAGCAAAGAAAGCAUGUACAGUCAGUCAAGCAGGGAUGGUCUCUAUAUUCAAUACAACUUCAUUGAUGGCCUGCCAGAAGAGGCUACCAUUUGUCGGCUGCUCUUACAUUGGUUUAAUGGCACCAGUUCAGUAGCUGCAGAGGAAGACCUUACCAUGUCCCCAACAGUGGUCUGUGAUUAUCGCAACAAAUGGCAAGACUGGCAGAACAACGUCAAAUAUCAAGGAUUUGCAACGUUUGUGAACAAGCAGAUAGUGCCAAGAAAGAUCUACAGCUCUAAGCUGUGUGUUGUGGUUGAGGUUCAAAUCGCCAUGAACACCAGUCAGUCGCCAGAACGGAACAGUCUGUACACCCAGGCCUGGACACGGAUUCAUCUCUUCAAUAGAUACCAUCAGCCACAGCUUGGAAAAUUCAGUGUCCCUCUGAAGACUCUCCCCAUCAAUGCUAAGCUUUCAGCAGCUGAAUUUGAAGCACGGAACCAGUUUGAGGAUGCGGAGCUUUACUAUGAAAUCCAGAAUGUGAAUGAAGAAUUUUCAUCUGAAAGCUUCUAUGAUCGACCACUUUACAGACAGUUCUAUCAGUGUAUUCUUUAUCUAUCGCCGACAAUAUCAACCAUACUACAAUAUUGGAGGCGUAAGGAUAUAAUAUCAGGCGACGAAGAUUUUUCAAAGCUCACGUAG